Messenger RNA from Enterobius vermicularis (human pinworm), 348 nucleotides. NCBI's taxonomy places the organism in Eukaryota, Metazoa, Nematoda, Chromadorea, Rhabditida, Oxyuridae. The record is from the annotation of a GenBank genome assembly.
AUGUCUAAUAUUCAAACUGGCGCCGAGCGUAUGCCGCAUGACCUUUCCCAUCUUGGCUUCCUUGCUGGUCAGAUUGGUCGUCUUAUUACCAUUUCAACUACUCCGGUUAUCGCUGGCGACUCCUUCGAGAUGGACGCCGUUGGCGCUCUCCGUCUUUCUCCAUUGCGUCGUGGCCUUGCUAUUGACUCUACUGUAGACAUUUUUACUUUUUAUGUCCCUCAUCGUCACGUUUAUGGUGAACAGUGGAUUAAGUUCAUGAAGGAUGGUGUUAAUGCCACUCCUCUCCCGACUGUUAACACUACUGGUUAUAUUGACCAUGCCGCUUUUCUUGGCACGAUUAACCCUGAU